UGUCAUAGAGACAAACAUCGGGACAAGCCGGAGACUCUUCUGCACGUGAGUAAAGAGAACAUCUGUGACUUUACAGGAAGAUGCUGCAAGUUGGAUUACUUCUUUUAGUCACAGGACUAGUCUCUGCUUCUCAGCUUUGCCAGAAUGGCAUGAUCUGUCCAGAAGGUUCAAGCUGCUGUGAGACACUGAAUGGUUAUGAAUGCUGCCGUGCAAAGGAAAUGCCUCCAGUGCAAGGUCAGGAAAUGACAUCUUUCGAAAGAUCAAAUGACAAAGAGGAAAGUCCACAAGUCCGAUGCGACAGUUCGUAUGUUUGCCCUGGCUUACACACAUGUUGUAGGAAUGCCAAUGGUGGUUGGGGCUGCUGUCGUUUUUCUCAGGGUGUUUGCUGCUCUGAUGGCUUAACUUGCUGCCGAUAUGGCACCACGUGUGGUUCGUUUAACAAGUGUGUUAAAGGUGGGUAUGGCAUCCUGUGGGCCAAGAGAGAACCUGCUGUGCUGCAAAAGGCUUUGAAUCAACCUCUUCUGGAAGGUCAGUAAUGAUGUACAUCCUGUUUUCUGGAGAUUUUGGUUCCUGCUUUUUAUUUUAAAUUUCUAUCCAGUAAUUCAUUUACAGUAUUUUCUGUUUUUUCUGAACAUUUUGAAUAAAAUUCAUCAUUUAAACAAUG
This is a messenger RNA of Polypterus senegalus (gray bichir), 664 nucleotides long. RefSeq names its product progranulin-like. Bases 81 to 536 code for a protein of 151 amino acids. The transcript has 6 exons. The record is from RefSeq and is a predicted model, not a curated record. Gene Ontology annotation, cellular component: extracellular region. Lineage: Eukaryota; Metazoa; Chordata; Cladistia; Polypteriformes; Polypteridae.